Molecule: messenger RNA, 3957 nt
Organism: Sciurus carolinensis (gray squirrel)
Lineage: Eukaryota; Metazoa; Chordata; Mammalia; Rodentia; Sciuridae
Gene: Mrnip
Product: MRN complex interacting protein
Exons: 7
Coding region: 127-1155 (342 amino acids)
Biological process (GO): mitotic G2 DNA damage checkpoint signaling
Cellular component (GO): nucleus
Molecular function (GO): chromatin binding
Source: RefSeq, a predicted model, not a curated record
AGCCUGCGAGGAUGGGAACGCGGGGCGCACGCGCAAGCAAGGAGGCGCCGAGGCCUCCAGGGGCCGAGCCGGGACCGGAGGAGCCGUGGGGCGCACGCGCGCUGCAAGUGGCGGCGGAGGCCCGGCAUGGCGCCGUCACAGCAGUCUCGGGUCCUGCGGUGCUGUAGCUGCCGCCUCUUCCAGGCUCACCAGGUGAAAAAAAGUCUCAAAUGGACAUGCAAGGCUUGUGGAGAGAAGCAGUCCUUUAUGCGGGCUUAUGGAGAGGGUUCUGGUGCUGACUGUAGACGCCAUGUCCAAAAAUUAAAUCUGCUACAGGGACAGGUUUCAGAAUUGUCACUCAGGUCUCUGGGAACAGCUGUAAAUGCUGGCAAAGAAAAUGCAGGCGGGCAGCAGGCUGAGAAUGGGACCCCACAGGUAGGCCAGCAGGGAAAAUCUCAGGCCUUGGAGACCCGCUGGCUGAAGUAUCUGGACAAAGGCAGCCCAGAAAAGGAGCUGGAAGGAGGAAUAUGUUUCCACACACAACCCUCAUCCAACCCAGAGCAGCCAGGCCCUCCCGCCAAUCAAGCACUUCCCAGAAAAAGGAAAUGGAGCCAGAGCACAGACCAGCCUCCUCAGACCCUUGUUGUCCAGGAUUCAGAUGACACUGAAGUCACCUUGGAACCCCAGGAGGGAUAUACUGACCUGACCAGGACCAUGCAGCAAGGCAGCAGCCACGACCUCCAGAACUCUGUGCACUGCCACACCAGGGAGCUUAGUUUUCCUCGGUGGAAACUACCAAAUCCUGCCCCACAGCUUAAGGCCCCAUCUUCUAAAUGGGCACGGUUUCUUCUUUCACCUGGCAACAACUCACAUGUGGACACGGAGGUGCCAAGACCAUUGCAAAGGGGCUCUGGGCCAACCAGCCCAGCACAGGCUGAGCAAGGAACCCCUAGGACUGAGACUCCAAGGGAAGGCCAUCCCAGCAAGCCCACCACCACUAGCCAGUGUCCUCAGGCCACACACAUGCCCAUGUCCAGGCCUGAGAGGCCCUGCGGGAAGACCCCUGAGCAGUCAUGGGGCACAGGGCCUCCUCUGGUUCAGGGGGUAGAAAGGGCCCCACCUGUGCAACUAUGUCAUCUCUUUUCAACAGGGGAAGACUUUGAUGAUGAUCUGUAAACUGUAGCAUUUAGAUUCAUAUGUUACAUGUGCCCAUUUUCUCUGGACCACUAUGCCAUAGAAACAGGAUUCCUGAGGUGCUUUUAAAGGAGUAUAAUCUGAGAACAACCAAGGGUAUACAAUAAACAUCCCUGUAAAACACAUUUUCUCUCACUGGCAACCAAUAAGACAUCAUCAUCAAUUAAGUGCUUGUACCAUUUAAUUAUAGGUUGUUUACAAAUCAGAUAACAGGAUGGCUACAAAGGAAUUUUCUUACUUUAAAAGCAAAUGACACAUUUGGAAAUGAAAGAACUAAAGCAGUUAUGACACAGUACAUUGAGCAGUACUCAAUGAAAACCACAGCUCAGACCUCCCCUUCUGAGCCCAUCUAGUCCCAAGCAGGAAACCCACAGGCCUGGCUGUUCCUCCUUCCUGGUACUCCUGCAGGAGCCUCCUCCAUUUGCUUCCUGACAACUUUCUCAUUUGUUGAAAAAUCAAAUAAAUGUCAGUGUACUAUUAAUCAUUUUUUAAAAAGAAAAAGCAGAAGGCAAGACAUAUUCUGAACUGCUGGUGUGAUGCUGGCAGGGAGAGCAGGAGUAUGCAGGCAUGCCCUUGCCCUCCCCAGCCAGGGCAAGGCCUCGUAGAGGGGCAGCUGGUUCUGCUUCUCACACACUUGAAACUCUCCCUUCAUGUCACUUGUCCCACUGCCCUGAAUGACUUCAUGCUUCUCCACCCAUGGAUUCUGGAAGAAUGCUGAGAAACUGGCCCUUACAGAGGCCCUGCUGUUCUAUGCUAAUUCAAUGCAACUAUGAGACAAAAAAGAGAGUAUGGGAUAGAGACAAAUGUUGUCACAAUGGUGGUGGGUGUUUCGAAUACUGGAUAGUAUCCAGAGCAGCCCCAAUGUCGUAAUUCUUGGUCUGUAGAAGCCUGGUGAGCCAACCGCCUUCAUCAGAGAACCCCAUGGACAGCAUCUGGGAGAGCGACUCAAUCAGCCGGGGGUCAGCCUCUGCCAAACACAAUCCAGAAACCAUAAGAGAACAUCACUGAGCUCCACCUGGCCCAAGACACAGCAGCAUCCUGACCUUCACCAGCAAGCACCCAAUAUCUUCUGAGUGCCAACCUUUCCAUGGGAUCCUUCGCUCCCAGGGACCCUCAGAGGGAAGGCCAUCCCAGCAAGCCCACCACCACUAGCCAGUGUCCUCAGGCCACACACAUGCCCAUGUCCACGGGCUUGGCAAGUUUUUUCUCUAAAGGACCAGAGAGUAAACAUUUUAGGCUUGCUUUUUUUAAUUUAAUUAUUUUUAAGGCACUGGUGAUUGAACUCUGGGGCACUUCUUUACCACUGAGCUAUAUCCCUAGCCCUUUGCUUAGGGUCUCACUAAAUUGCUGAGGCUGGCCUCAAACUUUUGAUCCUCCUGCCUCAGCCUUCUGAGUCACUGGGUUUAUAGAUGCACACCACCAUACCCGACUUAGGCUUGCUUUGCAGGCUAGAUAAGUGUCAUCUCUCAAUUCUGCCACUAUAGCCAGAUAUGUAAACAAAUGGGUAUGGAUGUCUUCCAAUAAAACUACUGCCAGGUAUGGUGGCACACACCUAUAGUCAGAGCCACCAAGGAGACUAAGGCAGGAGGAUCACUUGAGUCCAGGAGCUCAGGGCCAACACAGGCAACACAGUGAGACCCUAUAUCAAAACACACACAGACACACAAAUACCCUUUAUUUACAGACACUGAAAUUUUAAUCUCAUUGUCAAACAUCUUUUAACUUUCUCCCAACCAUUUAAAAAUGCAAAAAUCAUUCAUAUAGAGAACCAUUUGCUAUCCCUGUACUCUAAGGCAGAGAAGAUACAUAUUAGAGCUCAAGAGUCAAAUACGGCCUAGAGAUAGUUUACUCAACAUCAGUAUGACAGGAGGAGUCAUGGCUGGGCAUCAGCUGCCUCUCUUACUCAGGGUCUUUCCUCUGCAAUGCUACAUUCCCCACCCUGCCCUGCUGCUUUCCACACUAAGCACUUCUCUGAGAUCCCCCUAUAGGGAUCUUAGCAGUGACCCCAUGAGAUUACAGUGCAGACGGUCCACUUGAAUAGUUCAGCGUAGUCAAUGCCAAACCCAGUGUAGUCUUCUGAUAUCACAUCUGCCCCCCACCCUUUUUGUGUUUCUGUUUUAGGACUGGUUGUCAUUAGGUUGCUGAGGCUAGCCUCGAACUUGUAUUCCUCCUGCCUCAGCCUCCCAAAUAGCUGGGAUUAUCAGCAUGUGUCAUGGUACACACAUCACAUGUCUCUUAAUUCCUGGUCUGGGUGUUAAGUUUUAGAAAUUAACCAAUUUAAAAAAAGAAAUUACUAUAAUUAGCUUAGUGUAUUGUCUCACUCAGGGUGGACAAGAGGACAAAACCAACUCCUACUUUUCUUUCAUAUCAAUAAACAGACCCCAGAGUAGAAGCCAUAUCAUUCUUUUGAUUGUGUUGCUGAAAUCAGGUGACAGGAUGCUCUCAAAGAGAAAAGUAGGAAAACAAAACCUGAAAUCACUUACCUGGUGGAAGAUGUGGGUACAAGGCAGCUUCCUUCAGCCCUGUGGGUCCUUCCUGGGAAGGGUCCAGCGAGCUUGGCCCUUCUGAUUCCGGCAUCUGGAGAGAUUGCAGUUCACCUGUAGAUGGGUCCACUUCUUUUGAAGACAAAUGAGUCCAAUCCUCAUCUCCUCCCGAACAGUUAUCAGACUCCAUCUGUUCCUGGAACAUACCUCACCAUGAGCACACAAAAGACAUGUGACAGGCAAACCUGACCACACCACCAAUUCUUGGAAGAGACCAUGAGGUGGGGCCAGUUGUCUGCCU